Molecule: messenger RNA, 807 nt
Organism: Talaromyces marneffei
Lineage: Eukaryota; Fungi; Ascomycota; Eurotiomycetes; Eurotiales; Trichocomaceae
Exons: 3
Coding region: 1-807 (268 amino acids)
Cellular component (GO): membrane
Source: RefSeq, a predicted model, not a curated record
AUGGCAGCAAAUACUCGCUACCAGGCCGCUCCUCAGCGCGACUCGUUCGAGGAUGCUCAGUACGCUCACCCUCCACCUUCAUAUGAUGCUACCGCUGAAGCGCCGCGGUCUGAGGAUGAUAAUGUUCCUGAUGACUUUAAGUUUGGCGGAACCGUUGCAGAGGGUACGCUUCCUAUCCGGAUGCAGUUCAUUCGGAAGGUGUAUUCCAUCUUGACCGUGCAGAUCCUCUUAACCACUGUCCUCAGCGGCAUCUCCUUCUUCAGCGAUUCCUACCGCAGGUGGAUCCAGGGCAACUUCUGGCUCAUGAUUGUUUCUCUCUUCGGCGCAAUCGCAUUCAUGUUCCUGACGUAUUGGAAACGCAAAUCCUACCCCACUAACCUUUUGUUUCUUUCCGGCUUCACCGCUCUAGAAGCCUACUCCAUCAGCGUCGUGACCUCCUACUACGACGCGCACAUCGUCGUACAAGCCCUCAUCAUCACGCUUGGAAUCUUCGUCGCCUUGACUUUGUUUGCAUGCCAGACCAAAUACGAUUUCACGCACUGGAUGCCCUACCUGUUUGGCGCAUUGUGGCUGCUCAUAAUCUUCGGGUUCAUGGCGGCUUUCUUCCCGUACAACAGCGGCAUGGAGCUCGUUUAUGGCGGUGUUUCUGCGCUGAUUUUCUCGGGAUACGUCCUCGUUGAUACGCAACUUAUUAUGCGCCACUAUCACGUUGAGGAGGAAAUUGCCGCCGCGAUUUCGUUGUAUUUGGAUAUUAUUAAUUUGUUCUUGAGUAUUUUGCGAAUUUUGAACUCGCAGAACAAUAACUAG